Molecule: messenger RNA, 837 nt
Organism: Tetrapisispora phaffii CBS 4417
Lineage: Eukaryota; Fungi; Ascomycota; Saccharomycetes; Saccharomycetales; Saccharomycetaceae
Gene: MUM2
Product: Mum2p
Exons: 1
Coding region: 1-837 (278 amino acids)
Source: RefSeq, a predicted model, not a curated record
AUGGAGUAUAACAGUAACGGUAAAGAUUUUUAUCCAAAUGAAGUAAAGAAUUCACAAAUAUGUAACAACAAACAGAAUAAUUCCAUAAAUAUGGGUGAAAUUUAUAUGAAUAAUCUUGGAAUCUUUAAUCAAAACACAAUGCUAUCAGGUGAGAAUAUACCAUCAAAUUUUAAGCCAACAUCUACAAAUCAAGUACAAGGACAGGUUUGGUCAGAAUAUAAUAAUUUCAAUGAACAAAGUUAUGCAUAUAAAGGCAGUAACAAUAUAAGAACCAAUGGUACUAAUAAUCAACAAAUAAACGAAAACAACAAACUUUUUAAUAACAAUUUGAAUGAACAAAAUGCAAGAAAAAUAUUGAGAGAAAAGGACAAAAAAAUACAGGAGUUACAAGAUGAACUGAAUAAGUAUAAGACUUCUAUUACGACGGGUUCAGGAAACAAAGUUAGAAACAAAAAAAAGCAAAAAGAAGAUAAUCAGAAUAACACUAAACAGUUAAAAUCAAAAAAUUAUAUAGAAAUAUUUAGAGCUCUGUCAUCGGCACUCAAUAAGAAAGAAAUAGAAUUAUCGAAAAGCAAAGGAGAUUUAAGGAAUAUUAUGACAGCAUUAGCAUUAGAUCCUCAAAAUAAUGUUGCAAAAUACAGUAAUAUUGACCUUGAGUCGAUAUCUCAAGGCAUAGUAACGCAAAUAGAACAAUUAGUAGGAGAGAAUCAAACAAUGUCGAAUUUAAUAUCUUAUGAGAAUUCAAAAAAAAUUGAUAUUGAACUAGAAUUAAUAAAGAAGGAAAAUAAAGCAUUACAAAAACAAAUUGAUAAACUUAAAACUAAUCAAAAAUAUUGA